ACGUGAAAGCAUAGAAUAAACUUGUGGAUACAUUGAUAAGGAAGCAAGCAAAACAGAUUGCAACAGAUCCAUCCAUUAAUUUCUCCCCCUAGUUAUUCUAACCUUCACAUGCUAUCUUAGGCUUCAAAGUUCCACCUCUCUUGUCCAAAAAACAAGGAUCUUCAUUCGUUAUUUUCUCUGCAUAGUUAUCUUCAGUCUAUUGUUCUCAUUUUCCAAUCUCUAUUGCUCCCCUCUCUUUCAUUUCAUUCACAUUGCGCAGGGCGCUUCUUUCACAUAUUGCUGGCAAAAUGGCAAACGCAGCGUCCGGAAUGGCUGUGCAUGACGAUUGCAAAUUGAAGUUUCAAGAGCUUAAAGCAAAGAGGAGUUACAGGUUCAUCGUGUUCAAAAUUCAAGAACAACAAGUGGUGGUUGAGAAAUUAGGGGACCCCUCCGAAAGUUAUGAGGACAUGGCCAGUUUUCCUGCUGAUGAGUGUCGUUAUGCGGUCUAUGAUUUUGAUUUCACAACUGAUGAGAACUGCCAAAAAAGCAAGAUCUUCUUCAUUGCAUGGUCACCAGAUACCUCAAAGGUGAGGAUGAAGAUGGUGUAUGCAAGUUCCAAGGAUAGAUUCAAGAGAGAGUUGGAUGGCAUUCAAGUUGAUAUGCAAGCAACUGAUCCAAGUGAGAUGAGCUUGGACCUUGUGAAAGCCCGAGCCAUCUAAUAUGCCCUCCUUUUAUUGUUAUGGAUCAAUUCCCAACUAUUUGGCAACUUUUGGAGCCAUGUUUCUUUGCCUAGUAUACCUUGGAUUCAACAAUGACUAAUCCAAAAUGAUAUGCAUAUGCAUCAUUCAUUCUUCCUUGUACUCCUCCAUCCUUGUUCAGUUUCCUUGAAGGGUUCAAGAUUAGUAGCAUCGGUUGGUUCUCUACCAAGUUGCCAAUCUGACCACUUGGUUGGUUUUUGUGCAGUCAUCAAAGCUACUGAAAGAAUGGUGACACUGAUGUAUGUCUGAUGUCUUUGUUUUUCUAUUCUUGUUAAUUAAUGUCUCAUUCCAUUUUUUAUAUCACUUGUUGGGAAGUUUAUGGUAUAGAAAUGAUUUAUAUAUGAAACCAAUACAUAUUAAUAAAUGUACGAUCGGAUUCACAACA
This is a messenger RNA of Cajanus cajan (pigeon pea), 1122 nucleotides long. RefSeq names its product actin-depolymerizing factor 7. Gene Ontology annotation, cellular component: actin cytoskeleton. The record is from RefSeq and is a predicted model, not a curated record. Lineage: Eukaryota; Viridiplantae; Streptophyta; Magnoliopsida; Fabales; Fabaceae. Gene Ontology annotation, biological process: actin filament depolymerization. Gene Ontology annotation, molecular function: actin binding.